GUACGACGUCGGUUUAAUCGCGUGCCGCAGUAUCGGUAGUGUCGAACGAAAUACCGCAUUAAUUAAAGUGUAACGUGGUAAUUAGCCGGCAGUAAUUACCUGUCGAGUACGCUCGCGUAACAGCCCAAAGCUGGCCGCGUAUCGGGACUAACCGUUUCUCGAGUUUUCGUAACGAUAUACUACGAGGUUCGGAAGUGUCGAAACAAACCGGGAGACCGCCGAUAUCGUAUAAGUGCGUUUUUUUUAUAUAAUCUACCGUGAUAUGCACGUGAGUGAACGUUGGAAACGUUUGGAAAUAUGCGGAGAGUGGAAGCAGUUCGAACGAGGAAGAAGGCGAAGUGAGAAAGAAGAUGCAGAGAAAGGAAGGAGUUGGAGGGGGACGGGAGGGAGACAGAGCGAGGAACCACACGGAGACAGGAAGCAGUUGGCGAGAAGCAAUCGGCGAGAGGAAGCAAGAACGAUGUCAUCGGAUCGGCAAUUGUAUGUUCUUUACGUUGCCUGGGAUGAUGCGUGCGGUGAUUCUUCUUCUGAUCGCUGCGUCGGCUGCGGUAAGAGGUGAUGACUGCAUACGUCGUAAGGUCGAGUACGGAAUCGUAUGCGUUUGUAACUCAACGUAUUGCGACUACGUGCCGGAUGUACAAGUGCAGGAGAAUCAAUACGUUACGUACACCUCUACCGAAAGUGGCCAAAGACUGAAUAUUUCGAUCGGAAACUUCUCCAACGGAUACUCGUCCUGCGAUAUUACCAUCACAGUGGACACAAGUAAAGCAUUUCAGGAGAUAUUUGGAUUUGGCGGAGCGAUGACUGACGCUGCCGCGCUCAACAUUCGAAAUCUUCGUGAACCGACACAGCAAAAGCUGAUCGAAGCAUAUUAUGGUGCCAAAGGUAGCCGAUAUACCUUCUGCCGCAUACCUAUGGCAGGUACUGACUUCUCGACGAGACCGUACACGUACGCCGACACGCCCGGCGACCUUACGUUGUCUAAUUUCAGUCUCGUGGAGGAGGAUAAUUACAAGAUCGGUUAUUUGCACGAUAUGAUGAAGAUUAUGCCCAAUCGGGACGAUAUGAAAAUAUUUACUACCUCGUGGUCCGCGCCAGCGUGGAUGAAAGACACCAACAAAAUAACAUGGGGUGCAUUGAAACCUGAAUACUAUCAGCUAUAUGCCGAUUAUAUUCGUAAAUUCUUCGACGCAUACAAGGAGAAAGAUAUAGAUAUAUGGGGUAUGACCCCGGGUAAUGAGCCACUUGACGGAUACUUCCCCAUCUUCCCUUUUAACGCUAUGAAGUGGACCGCCACGACAGCGGCGAACUUUUGCACAAAAAAUCUACAACCGACCUUGUCCGAAGCUGGAUACGAGCCUACUUACAUGGCGUUGGAUGACCAACGUUUCUUUAUACCGGAAAUUCUUGAUAUUAUGUUCAAGUCUGAUAAAGCCAAGGAACUAUUUACUGGUACUGCGUAUCAUUGGUAUGCGAACAAGCUGUUCUCGUUAUCCCGAUUGGACAAAUUGCACAAUGAGUAUCCGAAUAAAUUUAUACUGAUGACCGAGGCGUGCACCGGCAGCAGCCUCCUUGAGAGAGAAAAGGUGAAACUUGGAUCAUGGGAACGAGGGGAGAAGUAUCUUCAAGAUAUAAUCGAGAAUAUGUUACAUUGGGUGUCCGGAUGGGUGGAUUGGAAUUUAGCGCUCGACAAACACGGCAUGCCGAAUUGGGCUAAAAACUAUGUGGAUUCGCCUAUUAUUGUAAUGCCGGAGAAUGACGAGUUCUACAAACAACCCAUGUAUUACGCGCUUUAUCACGUCAGCAAAUUUGUUCCGCGCAAUUCCACAAGAAUUUCUUCAGAAUUUAGCUAUAAGAAUUGUUUUGAAGACUAUUCAAAUGUUAAAGCUGUAGCUUUCUGCACAAACGAGGGAAUCGUGAUCGUGAUCAUGAACAAAGAUAAUAUUCCCCACAAUAUCUGCAUUCAAGACGAUGCCAUGUCCGGUAAGAUAUGUCUACAGCAACCCGAGAAAUCUUUCACUACGCUGAUAUAUCGAGCACCACAAGAAUGCGGAAAGUCGACUAUUUAAGACUUUAGACGCGGAUAAAUAUAUGUAUCUACAAAUCCUUAUCGCCCUGCCCUUUACAAGGGAAAUCAGGGCUGUGUGACAAUGUAAAUAUUGUGAUAAACAUGUUUGAGAGGAACGAUGGAUCGUAUGGAUUGUUAUGGAAUUAUACGUAUCGUUGCAAAA
Molecule: messenger RNA, 2231 nt
Organism: Dinoponera quadriceps
Lineage: Eukaryota; Metazoa; Arthropoda; Insecta; Hymenoptera; Formicidae
Product: glucosylceramidase-like
Exons: 8
Coding region: 351-2069 (572 amino acids)
Biological process (GO): glucosylceramide catabolic process
Molecular function (GO): glucosylceramidase activity
Source: RefSeq, a predicted model, not a curated record